CACACUACCCAUGCUGUUCCUUGCUGCGUUAGUCGGAGAUUCAGCCUUGAGUGAUAAGGUCGGCGUAGCGGCGCCCCAGCCACCAGCAAGUAACGCACGUCCGACGGCCCUCGCAAACGCACCCCACCGUCGGCCGGCGCCCAUGCCACCUGUGCUCUAGUGAAUUUUUGAGAGAAUUUCGAAAUUUUAAUUCAAGUGACCUGUCAGUGCAUUUACAAAUCGUCCGGACUUGUGUGAUGGCCUAGAGUUGGUUCUCCUUCGGCGUUGGACGAGCAGCAGGUUGGACGCGCGGAUGAGCGCCACUUUUCCGCCCCCGAGUCUCGAGCACCCGGCCACCAAGAUUGAGAACGUGAUCAACGAGUUGACAACAUCUCGGAGUGUUGUGAACCACAACCAAAGCAUGGACAUUCAAGCUAUGCAAUCAAUGGACUGGCUCUUCAAGAAAGAACGCAUUUAUCUCCUCGCGCAGUUUUGGCAGCAGAGAGCGACGCUCGCCGAAAAGGAAGUUUCCGCCCUGAAGGAGCAGUUGGCCGGCCAGGGUGACAACAACAACAAGACCUCGUCGGCACACGCGUCGUCCAGCAUGCCCGCCAAGCAGGCGAGCAGCGAGGCCUCCGAGAACAACCCCGGCCAGGGGGAGUCCGGGGCCCGACCGGGCUUCGAACAGGAAAUUGCAGCCAAAGAAAAAGAGAUCUCACAGUUGAGUGAAGACGUGCAGAGGUUACAAGCGGCGCUCGGCAGGGCCCAGGACUGCACGGCGGCGCAGGUGGCGCGCCUUGAGGAGCAGUUGGACCAGCGGUCGCAGCGCAUCGCCAGGCUAGAGGCGCGACUUGACGCCCAGAAGGACUAUGAAGAUCUCAAAAGGGAACUCAGCAUUCUCAGAGCGUUGGAUUUGCCAGCAAUUGCGGCCGCAGCGGCCACAGGCACUGAGAGCGGAGGCGGCGCCUCUAUGUCCACGCCGUCCGCCAAAGCCCUCGAAAUGCUGAACGAAGCUGCCGUGUCCAUGGCCGCAAGGGCCACGGCCACUCCACAGUCAUCGGCCGUCGAAGAGCAACCACAGCGAGGUGGUGGCUCUACUACACCCUCAACCCCCGCAGUUUCUGCCGCCGCAGCGUCGCUUUUCCCGCCCGGCCUGCAAACAGUAGAAACCUUCGGCUCCUUUCUAGGUGAAGAAAUCGUGGCCAAUUGGCGACGCUCCCUGGAACGCACCAUUCUAAGUCAAAACGCAAGCAGCCUGCCGUCCUCCGUCACCCAGUCCCAACAACCACCCCAACAGCAACAACAACAACAGCAGCAGCAACAACAACAGCAACAGCAGGAGGAAUCAGAAAAGUCUCCCUUGAAUGAGAUCAGGCCGUCGCCCCCCUCAACCCCUGAGACCGACCCCAAGGUCAACAGGGUCUCUUGUUCCCCUCCUCCGGCCCCUUCGACGCCCUCGAUGCAACAAAUGCUGCAACAGCACCAGGCCGCCCUGCAGCAGCACAUGCUGCUCAACGGAGGCCCCAAGUCGCCGCCCGGCGACUCGUGUGGCAGCGGCAUGCACAGCCCCAACGGCCCCCUGGGCCUCAUGAACCCCUCGGGGCCACCGACCUCCGUCGCCAGCGCCCUGAUGGGCUCCGAGCCCCCGAAAUCCAGUCCCUUCCGCUUCGACGAGCGAGGCCCUUUCCGGUUUGAGGACCGCCUCAGCCUGGGCGAGUCCCUCAUUCCCAAGGGCGACCCCAUGGAGGCGCGUCUGCAGGAGAUGCUGCGCUACAACAUGGACCAGUACGCCAGUCAGAAUUUGGACACUUUGCACAUUGCUCGUCGCGUGCGCGAGUUGCUCUCCAUUCACAACAUCGGCCAGCGGCUGUUCGCCAAGUACGUCCUUGGCCUGUCUCAAGGCACGGUCAGCGAGUUGCUGUCCAAACCCAAGCCCUGGGACAAACUGACCGAGAAGGGACGCGACUCGUACAGAAAGAUGCACGCGUGGGCGUGCGACGAGAACGCCGUCAUGCUGCUCAAGUCGCUCAUUCCAAAGAAAGGGGAAAUCUCACGUAAGCAAUGGCUUACAGGCAAAGAAGGCGCCGCCGGCAUUCCCACCUUCGGCGGCCGACCCGACGACUCGAUGACCGAGGAGCGGAUCGCGCACAUCCUCAGCGAGGCCAGUCAGGCCAUGAAGGGCGGCUCCAUGCCCGGAGCCCCGCCCGGAGUGUCCGCCAACCUUGCCGCGGCCGUCGCAGCGGCGGCCGCAGCCGCUCAGCAGGAAGACGCGCGCAGCACCGACAGCCGCUCGCCUGCAUCAGCUCAGGAGAAGGUUGCCAGAAUUUACCAAGAAGAACUGGCUAAGCUGAUGGGUCGUCGACUUGAGGAUUCUUUGAGAGCAGCUCAAGGCGGGGCCGGACCAGGUGGACCUGGACAGCAUUUCCCUAGUCUGUUGUUCCCUCACUUCUUUGGCCCAGGCGGCCCUGCCGGUGGCAUGGACCGCACCCACGACGAAAUCCGCAUGGCCCUUGACGCGUACCACCGCGAACUGGCCAAGCUGAACCACAACGCCCUGCAGGGCGGAAACAUCCCUCCCGGCCUGCUGGGUCUGCACCCGCAGAUGCCGCUGAUGAACGGUUCAGGUGGAGGCGUGCAGGACCUGUCGCUGCCCAAGGAGCGGCCGUCCAGUGCGCGCGACAUGAAGCACUCGCCGCACCACUCGAGCAGCAGCAGCCACAACGGACCCUUGUCCGAUGUUGAUGACAAGGGGUCGGUGGCUAAAGAGCUGAGUGCGGCCACCGAGGCGGCCGUGGCCGACGCCCUGCGCCACGCAGGCAGCGCCUUCUCCCUUGUCAGACCAAAAGCAGAGCCGAGCAGCCAAGCCAGCAGUGGUUCCUCCACAGCCCCCAGUCCACUGAAUUCCAUCUUGCCACCCACAGGCCCUGAAGACUUUGCCACUUCCUCGGCCAGUCCCUUGCAGCGAAUGGCUUCGAUCACCAACUCGCUUAUCUCAACACCCAACACACCGUCCCACCACAGCCCGGCCCAGCGACCCCUCAAAGCGGUGCUGCCGCCCAUCACGCAGCAGCAGUUUGACCAGUUCAACAACCUCAACACCGAAGACAUUGUCAAGAAGGUCAAGGAGCAACUUAGUCAAUAUUCCAUAAGUCAACGCCUCUUCGGCGAAUCAGUCCUUGGAUUAUCUCAGGGUUCAGUGUCAGACCUGUUGGCGCGACCCAAGCCGUGGCACAUGCUCACACAAAAGGGACGCGAGCCUUUCAUUCGCAUGAAGAUGUUCUUGGAGGACGAGAAUGCGGUGCACAAGUUGGUCGCCUCACAAUACAAAAUUGCUCCAGAGAAGCUGAUGAGGACCGGCGGCUACGGUUCCAUCAAUCCUCCUGGAUUCGAACCUAUGAACUUUGGAAUCCACAGAGAUGUUAGCCACUUUCAUCCCAAGGCCAGCAUGAAAUCUCCGGCCCAGAAAACGCCAAAGCUGCAUGACCCCAUGGCAAAAGCAAUGGAAUCCGCGGCCGCCGCUCUCGGCAACCCGAUGGCCCUCCUGCCCAGCUUGGUGCCACCCUCUGCACAGUCCACCCCUUCCUCCACCCCGUCUCUACCGCCCCCAAUGCAGACGCCACCCACCCCCUCACCAGGCUUGCUGAGGCAUCCGGGCAGUCCACCAAUGACCCCCGACUCACCCAGCUCAGCGGCGUCGCUGCUCAAGAAGCACUCGCCUGCUGGAAACAUGCCGAGGGCCAUGGCCGCGGCCGCUGCGGCCAUGCAGCAGCCCAGUGUGUACGAAAUGGCCGCCCUGACGCAGGACCUGGACACGCAGUUGAUCACGACAAGAAUUAAGGAGGCACUGCUUGCCAACAAUAUUGGGCAAAAGAUUUUUGGUGAGGUCGUUCUUGGCCUAUCUCAGGGCUCGGUGAGCGAAUUGCUUUCGAAACCGAAGCCUUGGCACAUGCUGAGCAUCAAGGGUCGCGAGCCAUUCAUCCGCAUGCAACUGUGGCUGACCGACCCGAACAACGUGGACCGGCUGCAGCAGAUGAAAAGCGAGCGGCGCGAGGCCAACAAGCGUCGCCGCACCACCACUGGCAACAACGGCCCGACCGACAACAGCAGCGACACGUCGUCCAACGACACUGCCGACUUUUACCACACCAAUGACGGCAGCCCCGGGCCUCCAAGCGCCAAAAAGCAGCGCGUCCUCUUCAGCGAGGAGCAGAAGGAGGCCCUGCGCCUUGCCUUCGCGCUUGACCCCUACCCCAACAUGGCCACCAUCGAGUUCUUGGCGUCCGAACUGAACCUGGCCGCGCGCACCAUCACCAACUGGUUCCACAACCACCGGAUGCGCCUCAAGCAGACCAUCCCGCACAACAACAAUGACGCCUCGCCGCCGGCGGCGCUCUCGAACUCGAACUCGUCGACCUUUGACCCGGGUCACUUCCGCCUGCUGCUGACCCAGCGCCUCACCGAGAUCCACAAGGAGCGCGGAGGCGGCGCCAUGCCACCCUUCCCCUUCUUCAACCCCUCCGUGGCGGCCAUGGUUAGUCCGGCGGCGGCCGCCUCCAUGCCCCAGCUGCCCCCUCUGCCCCCGCAACACCUCCUGAUGGCGGCGGCCAUGCGAGAACAGUUGUCCGGACUAGACUUGAGCAUGACCUCGCUGAAGAAGGAGUCGGACGACGAGGAUUCCGGCGACGACUCGGACGCCGACUCGAACGGCUCGCACGACUUCCGCAAAACCGAGCGCGUGACCGCCACCCCCGCAGCCGCCCCCGCCAGGUCGUCGAGACGAAAACCGGCGGCGCCGCAGUGGGUGAACCCGGAGUGGCAGGCGGACGAGAAGGACAAGGACGAGACCAAAGACUCGCCGCCGGCCAUCAUCAACGGCGUCUGCGUCAUGCAGGGCAACAACUUUGACUCUCUGCGGAGGCGGAGCGGCGAGCUGGACGACGAUACGGUGCGCAUCGAGCCCACGGCCGCCGACAAAAAUGCAGAAAAGGACUUGAGUCUGGAGGAGGACAAGGACGAGGUGUCCGGCGAGCAGACCAAGCUCGAGUUGAACGUGACGAGUGCAGAGCAGGCGGACGAGGACGACGACUGGGAGCAGAAAAUCGAGCAAGACAAACAGCGCCAGGCCAAGGUGGACAGCAGCAAUGCUGCCGAGGACUGGGAUUUUUAAGGAAAAAGACUUUUACCAAAACGAACACUCAAAUGUGAAAUCAACGAAUCCGUAACUGAUAAGAAGUGAAUGGUCGUUGUUGAAUUUGCAAAAACGCUAUCCUCAGUUAAAAGUGUCGGACGGCUGCCUUUGUAUCGGAAAAGGGCCAGUACACGAUAGAGAAAGAGAGAGAGGUGGAAUUUAUAUAGAUUGAAAGUGUUCUCUCUUGAUUAAGGUCGCACAUACACACACUCACGUAAAAAUCUCAUCUUCCCUUCUCAUUUUUUCCCGAAUUUCAAAGAUAUAUUAUAUGGAAAUAAAUGCUGUAUAAAUUAUAUAUGAUUUCAAUAGUCCAAGACUGUUUGUAUAGAUAUAAUUAUUAAUUGAUUACUUAAAAACCGCGAUUUCGGGGAGUGACUUGCAAAGCUGAGUUGAUAAUUAGGCAUGUGAUAGAGUUUUGAAUAUAAACUAUAGCGGCAGUCGAUUUUCAAAACGGUAGUAAAAGUGCACGCGCGGUUGAAAACAGCCAGCACCUUCGGAAGCACACUUCUUAUUACACGCGUUUUUUUUUUUAAAUAUUAAGCGAUUAGCAGAUUUUCGUUUGAAUUACCUGUUGUUAAAGCAUACGUCAGUGUAUCAUUAAUUGUAAAUAUGUGAUAUAUCAUACCAAUUUUAAUUAUUAUUACUCUAUGAAUUAGUUUGUAAUGUGUUCGAUCACUCGGUUAAAAACGUGUUUUUUUUUUAUUAUUCUCAAUAGCUGCUAGUGACUCUCGCCCGAACACCUCUCCAAUGAUUUUUUACUUAAUAUGGUUUAUUUUUUUUCCACUCGAGCAUUUUUUGCUUCUAGUCUCUCGGCUUUUAAUUCGACUAUUUUGAAUUGAUGAAAUGCAUUUUUUAUAUACGUUUAUCCGCGCGAGAAAUUAGAGCGAGUAGUCUUUCAAUUUAAUUAAUCCAACGAACGAACGAGAACGGACAUUUUAAUUCACGCAAAGAUAUAUAGGAUGAGUCACGCCAAAGGCAGUCACUUAAGAUAGUGAUACAGAAACCACUCCUAAUUUAAGUUUCCUCUCCUCUCGCGUUUUCCUUUUGCAACAAACCAACUGAUUUUUAUUCGCGAUAAUAUUAUAAAACUAAAUGUGGAGUUCUUUGAAUCAAAGAGCUUCCAGAAAGGCGCAUUGUCUACUUAACAAAAAUGAAUAAUGGCCUUUUUCAGCCCGAGAGAAGUCUCCGUCAGGAUGGAAAUAUAUUACAAUUAAAUCCGAAAUUAAUAAGUGCGUUUUUUUUUUGUUCGAGUAGCUUUAAAAUUCAAAGUCGUGUUAACUGAUUGUCGAUCAACUUGAGCCAGUGUCAAAUAUGGGAAAACAAAUUUCUCUCACGCACAUCACUCCUCUCACUCAUUAUAUCUCUUGUUUAAUGUGUACAACAGCAGUGAUAGAUCUUAUAAAAAAAAUACAGAUGGAUUAUAUUAUUAUUCUUGCACGCGACAAAGCACACACUCUGAGCGAGAAACGCCGAUUUUCUCGCAGCUCUGUAUUGAUAAAGAAAAAAAAACUCACGCAAGCUAAUCGACUUAUAGAGAAACACGCAAUGGAAAUCAGUGCAUAUUAAGACAGGACGAAAACCGACCCACGCGCACCCCCGACCCCCAUACGAAAGUAAGAGGCCCUUUCCAAAGUGGAUGUUCAUUAUUUAUAUAAUUGCUUAAAAAAAAAAACUCGUAUAUAAAUACAUUAAAGUAAUUGUGAUUGUUUGUCCCCUUGUUGAAUUUGUGAGCAAAAGCAGCGAGCACUCUGUGAAACAAAAUGAAUAAGAUUUCAUUAUAAAACAUAAAUUGCAGUCGAUGUGUGUAUCGAUUGGCUCUUUCUAUUUAUAACGAUAUUUGUGAGACCGAGUUAAACGUGUUGAUUUUUGUUGAUGACUUCUUGUAUUAAGCGUAAUUAAGGAACACACUCGCGAGAUCAUUUUCUCUCUGCAUUUCUAAUAGGAAGAAAGGAAUAAUUAAAAAAAACCAGCAUCAACAAACAAUUCAUUCAUUCUCAAGAUGUAUAAGGUGAAAAUUUAUAUAAAAGAUAAAGUGAAUACUGGAGCCAGUUACCGAAGAGCGUAGUGAAGUAAGAAUUGUAUUAAUGAUAUAUAAUGACAAAAAGGAGAUAUCAAUAUUUAUAACGUAAGUGAGAAGAAGAUGUGUACAUAAUAACAAUUCAAAAAUAAUCAUAUCAUUACCGCAACAACAUUUUUAAUGAAGGUGACAAAAAUAUUCGUAAAAAAAAAAAAUACUACCGGGGACGAGUGUUUUGUUCUCUCCCCUGAUAUGCAACAUGUUAGUAAAAAUUUCGGAAUAAUUAAAAAAAAA
Molecule: messenger RNA, 7478 nt
Organism: Neocloeon triangulifer
Lineage: Eukaryota; Metazoa; Arthropoda; Insecta; Ephemeroptera; Baetidae
Gene: cut
Product: homeobox protein cut
Exons: 13
Coding region: 293-5146 (1617 amino acids)
Biological process (GO): regulation of DNA-templated transcription
Molecular function (GO): DNA binding; DNA-binding transcription factor activity, RNA polymerase II-specific
Source: RefSeq, a predicted model, not a curated record